Messenger RNA from Formica exsecta, 540 nucleotides. RefSeq lists its product as uncharacterized. The record is from RefSeq and is a predicted model, not a curated record. The transcript is spliced from 2 exons. Lineage: Eukaryota; Metazoa; Arthropoda; Insecta; Hymenoptera; Formicidae. The coding region runs from base 53 to 409 and encodes 118 amino acids.
AACACAAAUUUCUGACACAGGAUUAGAAGCUUUCAAGGAGAAAAUAACAAAUAUGUGUGAGAAUAAUAUUCUUACAAAAUGCAGCGAUUUAUCAAGCAGCGGAUCUGAAAUUAAUGAUUCCUUAUGUUACUCUAAUGUACUGCCAAAUUUUCAAUCUUUUGCUGACAACAUUUCUGAUUCCAUUGAUGGUUUUGAUGAUAAUUCAAAUAUUGAUAUAUCUUAUCCAAAGAUCCAGAAAAGCGAUAUAGAAUCAGAUGUAAAUGUGUUUUCUGGCGAAGACAACAACGGAAUAAUAGAAUUAGCUAUCCAAUAUAAACAUAAUGAUCCUAUCAAUACUAGUUUAACUGAAUCCGAGGAAGAUUACGAUUAUGGACCAAAUGUAAAAAAAUGUAAGAUUUUAAGUUUUUAAUCAAAUUCUAUUUCUUAAUUCUUGCUUUAAAUUAAUAUUAUAUAUAAUUGGUAUAAUUAUUUAUAUAAUAUAUGUGCAGGGGCUGUAUAUAUAUGUAAUAUAUUUAAUAAUAUAAGUUUUUUUCUGCAAUA